ACGUUGCUGGGUAACACUGGGAAUAAAUAAGCACAAAAUAAUGAGCACACAGCCAUCACAAACAAAACACCCUGUUAAGCAGAUUAGUCCCCACUUAUCCCGCUGCCUUUAUUCGCUUUCCAGAGGCGCAGUGUGCACUAAGUUGCCUCCUUCAUCCUCUUCUUGGUUUAUGUUCGCAUUCCCCUCAGAAUUAGAGAAUCGGAGAACUGGGUGCGCAACAGCGGAGUCUGCGCGCCGUGAACGGAGAGGAAUCAGCAGAGCGCGGAAGAAUAAUGAUCCCGCUCCGGGAGAAUCGGAUUUUCUUUGCGCCCCGCAAUGAAUAAAUAAACAGGGCGGUGGGAAAAACUCCGGGCGGAUCGGUCAGUCGUGACCACGGGAGACUACGCAUGUAAGAUCGUCUCAUGUCAAUUCAAGUCAGUGCAUGAGAAGACCACCAGUCACCGUAGUCGCUUUCAGAAUGCAGGCGUGAGAAGAAACGUACUACGGCGGGGGAAUUAAAGUGUGACGACGGGCGAGUGAACGGCACCCCCACAACAGUCUUAAGGGCCAGGGAGUGCGCGCGACUGCAGGGCUCCAGCAUGUCGAACCGAAAGCACCGGGACAACCAGGAGAUAUGCGCCCGCAAGGUCCGAGAGCUCGCCCAGACGGGAAUAAACAAGCACUGCUUCGAGUGCAGCCAGCCCGGGGUGACUUACAUCGACAUCACCGUGGGCUGCUUCGUAUGCACGUCAUGCUCCGGAAUGCUGCGUGUCCUGGGCUCGCUUGCGUUUUACGUAUCAUUUCGUCAUGAUUUCAGGAGAGGGCUCAACCCACCCCACAGAGUUAAGUCUAUUUCCAUGACAACCUUCUCCCAACAGGAAGUGGAGUUUUUGCAAAACCAUGGGAACGAGGUUGGAAGGAGGACCUGGCUCUGCACAUUUGACCUCAAAACAGAUGGCUGUUUUGACGUGCGUGACACACAGAAGCUGAAAGAGUUCUUGCAGGACAAAUAUGAGAGAAAGAAAUGGCAUUUCUCGAAGAGCAAGAUUCGCAGGGAUGUGAACGAGUCCCCCUGGGGUCCAGGGGUUCAGGCUGUUCCAGUUCCACACGGUCCCGCUCAGAAUCAGCCUCCGCCUGGACAUCCUCUGAACCCCACUGCCCGACCCACUCGCAUGCUGUGCCAGUCCCAGUCCCAGUUGUCAAUAUGGGACAGAGGUCCUGCCGUCUCCUCAGCUGAUAGCUGUACUGAGGUGUUCACUGCCAGACCAACUCGCUCACAGAGCUUCAGAGAUCAUCCCAUUAAAGACACAUUGUUAAGUAGUGUGGAGAGACAGAGACCAGGAACGAUUUCUUCGGGAAUGGGACACCAGAAUCAUCCCUCCUCCUUUCCAGCCCUUCCACGUCCUUCAGCAAGUAGCACUUUCAAAAACAGCUUUACUUUAGGUCGCACUCUGUCAACUGGGGGUGGAGCUCCUUUUAGAGCUUUUCCUAAAUCGCUGAGUUUGGAUUUUGGGGGUCUAAGCCACGCCCACAGCACGCUAAGUUCUGCUGCUCCACCCCCUGUCACUCAGGAUAAGUAUGCAGCCUUAUCACAGCUUGAUAAAGUGUUCUUAGACAACACACCUGUCACAGCCAUUACAACAGCUCCCUCUGAUGGACCCCCUCAGUACAGCACCCUCUUCAGUAACCGACCGUCCUCAAGUUCCACCCCUGCAAGCUCUCCAGGUGUUCCAGAGGCCACCUCUGGAUCUCAAACAUUUGCAUAUUUCCCAAACCCCUUCAAUUCUACAGCCAGUUGCACCCAGCCUAUUCUGUCUCCUAGUAACCCCUUCAAAAGCACAGCCUCAGAUGAUGCCUCCUCCUCAGCUGUCUUUCCUCAAUCUGUCUCUUUUCCUGCACCUGCCACCCAAAGUGCUUUUUCACACCAACAGUCUAGUAACCAGGAAGCGAACGGUUUCAACUCAUUUCCUGCCCCAGAGUCUGUACCUAAAGUCCCACGACCAAUGUCUGUCAACCCUUUUACUGGGAAUGUUUACCCGAGCAGAGGAGCAUCACUGAACCCUUUCAUCUGAACCACCUCGGCCAUGGAGAAAGAGGAGAGCGAGUGGAGCUUGUUUACUUUGCCAUACCUACAGAAAACACCCAACACUUUUGUGUGCAUCUUCAUGUAUGUUUAAAGGUGUGUGCGUUUGUUAGCAGAUAUUGUACAUGUACAGUAACUAUUUGUACAUGCUUUGUUGUAUGUGUGCGCGCGAGUGUUGUUUGUACAUUCCCUUUUGUACCAGAUGCUAUAAAUUAAGAUGUGAUUGUGUGUGUGUUUGUGUACAUUUGUGUGGGUUUUGCCUCAUAUCAGGAAUGAGAACUUCAGAUGAAAGGUGCUUAUGAGAGCCAUUCACUCACAAACACACACACACACACACACACAAGCUGCUGCUUUGAUCUUUCCACACAUUAGAACUUCUCGUGCCAAUUUCACCCUAACCUGAGUGCCCACUUACUAUACUCAAACACUGAGGUCGACACAUUAUAAUAAAAUAGGAGCAAUUCAAGCUUCAGAUCAUCUCACUAAUGCGUUUCUCCUCAGUGCCGAUUUGGUUUAUUUGAUUCAGAUGCAUGUUAAAGAAAUGGCAUAAACAAAACAGGCAUUUCCUUCACUUUUCUGUCUGUGAAUGUAUGCCAGGCUUGUUUCUAUUUAUUUUGACAUUGACGUUUCAUUUAAAACGUUAAUAAGUAUUUGUGUGUGCAUUGUUGAACUGCAUGCGCUUCUCAAGCUGAGCAGGAAGCUGCUGAAUGUACUGCAGUUUCAGUUAUUAUGAGGGAAAAAAUGUUCCUUGUAUGGACCAAAAAUUGUCUAAUAUCGUCAAGUUUUCUGUAUAAUGUAGAAAUUACUUCUUUUGCAAAAGGAUUCAUAUAGAAUGUCUUUGUAUCCAGAUGUAUCCAUGUGCAUAAAGCUGUCCAUAACUGUUGUGUC
This is a messenger RNA of Carassius auratus (goldfish), 2950 nucleotides long. RefSeq names its product arf-GAP domain and FG repeat-containing protein 1-like. The transcript has 15 exons. NCBI's taxonomy places the organism in Eukaryota, Metazoa, Chordata, Actinopteri, Cypriniformes, Cyprinidae. Gene Ontology annotation, cellular component: cytoplasm; membrane; cytoplasmic vesicle. Gene Ontology annotation, biological process: intermediate filament organization; spermatid nucleus differentiation; acrosome assembly. Bases 579 to 2051 code for a protein of 490 amino acids. The record is from RefSeq and is a predicted model, not a curated record. Gene Ontology annotation, molecular function: GTPase activator activity.